CCAUGGCUCUGCGCUACCCCAUGGCUGUGGGCCUCAACAGGAGCCACAAGGUGACCAAGAAUGUGAGCAAGCCGAGGCACAGCCGCCGCCACAGGCGCCUCACCAUGCACACCAAGUUUGUGCGGGACAUGAUCCAGGAGGUGUGCGGCUUCGCCUCUUAUGAACGGCGGGCCAUGGAGCUGCUCAAAGUCUCCAAGGACAAGUGGGCCUUCAAGUUCAUCAAGAAAAGGGUGGGGGGACACAUCUGUGCCAAGAGGAAGAGAGAGGAGCUGAGCAAUGUCCUGGCCGCCAUGAGGAAGGCAGCAGCCAAGAAGGACUGAGCCCUUCCCCUCUGUGCACAAUAAAACUUUUUC
Molecule: messenger RNA, 353 nt
Organism: Physeter macrocephalus (sperm whale)
Lineage: Eukaryota; Metazoa; Chordata; Mammalia; Artiodactyla; Physeteridae
Product: 60S ribosomal protein L36-like
Exons: 1
Coding region: 3-320 (105 amino acids)
Biological process (GO): cytoplasmic translation
Cellular component (GO): ribosome; cytosolic large ribosomal subunit
Molecular function (GO): structural constituent of ribosome
Source: RefSeq, a predicted model, not a curated record